This is a messenger RNA of Coccinella septempunctata (seven-spotted ladybird), 1269 nucleotides long. RefSeq names its product 39S ribosomal protein L3, mitochondrial (gene mRpL3). Gene Ontology annotation, biological process: translation. The coding region runs from base 125 to 1210 and encodes 361 amino acids. Gene Ontology annotation, molecular function: structural constituent of ribosome. Lineage: Eukaryota; Metazoa; Arthropoda; Insecta; Coleoptera; Coccinellidae. Gene Ontology annotation, cellular component: ribosome; mitochondrial large ribosomal subunit. The transcript has 5 exons. The record is from RefSeq and is a predicted model, not a curated record.
UUUUUCCUGUCACUACUGUCACUGAUCGCAGAUAACCUCUAGUAAAAAAACUUCAUGAAUGGGAAAUUGGGAAAAGUAAAAUGAAAAAUUAGUUUUGAUGAAAUAAAGUCAUAUCUCAGGAAAAAUGACUCAAGUUUUAUGCAACGUAUUUCACAGGACGGCAUUCAAACAGUUGGAGGAGAAACUGCGUGGUUUGAUGAUCGCUAGUAAUGACACAGUAAGGAAUAAAGGCAUUUUCCUCAGGCCAAAAUUAAGAAAUCCUACUUGGCUCACAAAGAAACAUAGAUCUUUGGAACCGAAUUUUCUGACUGCUGAUAAUAAGGAAUUUGUAAAAGAAGUAGUUACAGACAAAUAUAGUGUCAUUGAACCAGUAGGUGCUAUAAAUACAAAUAUUGAGUGGAAUAACAAAUUGAAAAGAACUGGUUUGAUUGGAAGAAAAAUAGGUGUCUAUCCACUUUGGUUAAAGAAUGGCAAAAAAAUCAGCACAACAUUGAUUCAGGUUUUAGAUAAUCAUGUUGUGAAAUAUAUUCCACCCGAGGAGCACAAUCCACCUAGGCAAAGAGUAGAGAAAAUUUAUAAUAAGAAAGGAUGCUUAUUGCUUGGAGCAGAGGCUGCAGAUCCUUCGAUAUUCACCAAAGAAUAUUGUGGUAUUUUUAAAAAUAGUGGAGUUAUACCAAAACGAAUAUUAGCUCGUUUUUUGGUCAGUCCAGAAGGUGUGUUACCUGCUGGAACCCUAUUGAAUGCAUUACAUUUUCCUGUUGGUCAUUAUGUAGAUGUUAGGGGUAAAACUAUUGAUCGAGGCUUCCAAGGUGUGAUGAAACGCCAUGGGUUCAAAGGCAUGCCUGCUUCACAUGGUGUAACAAAAACCCACCGAAGAGGUGGUAAUAUUGGUGGUGGAGGAGCGAAGGGACGGGUAUGGCCAGGUACUAAAAUGCCUGGUCAUAUGGGAAACAGAUACCGUGUGGCAAAGGGUUUAAAAGUUUGGAGAAUUAAUACUAAGUACAAUGUUUUGUGGGUAUCAGGACAAGCAAUUCCUGGAGGAACCAAUGAUGUAGUUUAUAUCUAUGACAGUAUUUUACCAACCAGAAGGCCUAGCAGCCCCAUACCUUUUCCAACUUACCUAUUGAAUGAUGAAGUCCCUGAAGAUAUUUAUGAUAAGGAUGUACAUUUAUUUGAUGAACCUAGUAUAAUGUUUGAAGAAUCUAAAUAAAAAAUUCAUUAUAUCUUUAAUGAAUUAUGAACUUUGGAUAAUUUAAACUCUAACCAUUU